CACGUGGAGUGAAGUGGUUGUGCGUUUGUAUUUUACUUUAUUAUUUCUUUUUUUUUUUUUUAAACUAGUUUUAAGAACAAUAUGAAUGCGAUAAAAAAAGAGUGGUUUAGUGAGUUAAGUGAUUUAUGGCCUGGGCAAUGUAUGUCCCUGAAAGUUAACAAAGUUCUACAUGAAGAAAAAUCAGAUUAUCAAGAUAUUGCAGUUCUUGAAACAUCCAAUCACGGACGUGCCCUUAUAUUGGAUGGUAUCAUUCAAUGUACCGAACGGGAUGAAUUUGCUUAUCAAGAAAUGAUUGCUUUUAUUCCUUUAUGCAUACAUAAAGAUCCUAAAAAAGUUUUAAUAGUGGGAGGUGGCGAUGGUGGAGUUGCUCGUGAGGUUGCAAAACAUCCUCUGGUGCAAGAAAUUCAUCAAGUAGAAAUUGAUGCAAAAGUAAUAGAAGUUUCUAAAAAGUACCUGAAAUUUAUGGCUCAAGGGUUUGAUUCUCCAAAGCUGCAUCUGCAUGUUGGUGAUGGCUUUGAAUUCAUGAAAAAUCGUGUUGGAGAGUUUGAUGUUAUUAUUACUGACAGCAGUGAUCCUGUUGGACCUGCUAUAACAUUAUUUCAAGAAAGCUACUUUGCUUUAAUGAAAUCAGCUUUGAGGCCAGGGGGUGUGGUUUGUUCCCAAGGAGGGACCAUGUGGACUAGCCUUGAUCAUAUUCAAGAUACAGUAAAACACUGCAGGAAACAGUUUCCUAAGGUUGGUUACUGCACAAUUUCUGUUCCUACAUAUCCAUCAGGCCAAAUUGGAUUUGUAGUUGGAGCACUAGAUAAGAAUUGUGAUUUGUCCACACCAAAUCUUAAAUUUACUGAAGAAGAAUGUGACAAAUUACAGCUUCGCUAUUAUAGUAGUGAUAUUCACAAAGCAUCUUUUACAUUGCCACGAUUUGUUAAAAAAGAAUUGAUGUCUGUAUUAUGAUUAUCAUUGUGAUAUGUUAUAUAUCACUGUUAUUUUCUAAACCAUAAUAGGCGAAGGGGUAAUGCAAUCAGUUAAUUAUUAAUGAUUUAUAUUUUUUUACAUAUUAUGAAAAAAAUGAGAGUAUAUUUGAUAAAUAAAGAAUAUAUAUUUUUAAUAGGCACCAUAGGGCCUUAACAUAUAGAUCCUACUAUCUGAGAUA
This is a messenger RNA of Ctenocephalides felis (cat flea), 1153 nucleotides long. It is a transcript of the gene SpdS, whose product is annotated as spermidine synthase. The record is from RefSeq and is a predicted model, not a curated record. Gene Ontology annotation, cellular component: cytosol. Gene Ontology annotation, molecular function: spermidine synthase activity. The transcript has 4 exons. Gene Ontology annotation, biological process: spermidine biosynthetic process. NCBI's taxonomy places the organism in Eukaryota, Metazoa, Arthropoda, Insecta, Siphonaptera, Pulicidae. Bases 82 to 954 code for a protein of 290 amino acids.